GCGGCGGGCGCGGACGCAGCGCUUCAAUGGGAAGUUCCCACUUGCUAAACAAGGGCUUGCCACUAGGCAUUCGACCUCCAAUCAUGAACGGGCCCAUGCACCCGCGCCCCUUGGUCGCGCUGCUGGAUGGCAGGGACUGUACAGUAGAAAUGCCUAUUCUGAAGGACGUAGCCACAGUGGCGUUUUGUGAUGCUCAGUCUACACAAGAGAUUCAUGAAAAGGUACUAAAUGAAGCAGUGGGGGCGCUGAUGUAUCACACUAUCACUUUAACACGAGAAGACCUGGAGAAAUUUAAAGCACUUCGAAUAAUUGUCCGAAUUGGCAGUGGUUUUGAUAAUAUUGACAUCAAAUCUGCUGGAGAUUUAGGGAUUGCCGUGUGUAACGUGCCAGCUGCCUCAGUAGAAGAAACAGCAGAUUCUACCAUGUGCCACAUUCUGAACCUCUACAGGAGAACCACCUGGCUGCACCAGGCUCUGCGAGAAGGCACAAGAGUACAGAGUGUGGAGCAGAUCCGGGAAGUGGCUUCUGGGGCUGCCAGGAUCCGAGGGGAGACCUUGGGCAUUAUUGGAUUAGGGCGUGUUGGGCAAGCAGUAGCACUACGUGCCAAAGCCUUUGGCUUCAGUGUGAUCUUCUAUGACCCGUACCUCUCAGAUGGCAUGGAGCGAGCUCUGGGACUGCAGCGGGUCAGCACCUUGCAGGACCUGCUGUUCCACAGUGACUGUGUUACCCUGCACUGCAACUUGAACGAACACAAUCAUCAUCUUAUUAAUGACUUCACCAUCAAGCAGAUGAGACAAGGGGCUUUCCUGGUCAACACAGCUCGAGGUGGGUUAGUAGACGAAAAAGCACUUGCACAGGCCCUGAAGGAAGGAAGGAUACGAGGGGCAGCCUUAGAUGUACAUGAGUCAGAACCAUUCAGCUUUAGUCAGGGCCCCUUGAAGGAUGCCCCAAACCUGAUCUGUACCCCACAUGCAGCCUGGUACAGUGAACAAGCCUCCAUCGAGAUGCGGGAGGAAGCUGCGCGAGAGAUCCGGAGGGCGAUCACAGGUCGUAUUCCAGACAGUCUGAAAAACUGUGUUAACAAAGAUCAUUUGACUGCAGCUACACAUUGGGCCAGCAUGGAUCCUGGAGUUGUUCAUCCAGAGCUUAAUGGUGCUGCAUACAGCAGGUACCCCCCAGGCGUUGUAAGCGUGGCCUCCACCGGCAUACCUGCAGCAGUAGAAGGAAUAGUCCCCAACCCCAUGUCUUUAUCACACGGCCUCCCUGCUGUAGCCCACCCGCCCCAUGCUCCUUCCCCUGGCCAAACUGUCAAACCAGAAGCUGAUAGAGACCACCCCAGCGACCAAUUGUAGCCUAGGAGAACAGCAUUCCCAGCUCCGGAGACUCCGGCUUCCGCGCCUGGAAACAAACCAACAAAGCUAAACCCUGGAUUUGGAGUCAAGGCAGAACCAUGAACUUACAGGAGGAGAUGAUUCUUGUUCUAGAAACUGGUCCAAUUUACAGUGUGAAAGGAAAAGGUGGGAGACAAAAAAAAAAAUUAAAAAAAAAAAUAAAAAAGAAGAUUUGGAAGCAUUUUUUUUCCUCCGUAUCAAUUGUAGUUUGUCCCUGUCCCGUGGACUGAUCACUGUUUCUGUGUCCUAUGGGUUCUUUGUUAAGCAAGAGAAGUUAGUAGUUAAUUAUAUCAUGAAUGUACUUGUCUGUGUACAGUUUUUAGAACCUUAAAAAAAGGGUUUGUUUGCUUAGCUGUCAGCGAGGAAAAAAAAAAACGUAAGGGAGGCAUUCAACAAACCGAUUUUGAGAUUUAAAAAAAAAGAUAAAAUUUAAAA
Indicator indicator is the source of this 1826-nucleotide messenger RNA. It is a transcript of the gene CTBP1, whose product is annotated as C-terminal binding protein 1. The transcript has 9 exons. Lineage: Eukaryota; Metazoa; Chordata; Aves; Piciformes; Indicatoridae. The coding region runs from base 27 to 1352 and encodes 441 amino acids. Gene Ontology annotation, molecular function: NAD binding; oxidoreductase activity, acting on the CH-OH group of donors, NAD or NADP as acceptor; transcription corepressor activity. The record is from RefSeq and is a predicted model, not a curated record.